AUGGAACAUGAUGAGACAUUGGCAAAUAUGGCUAGGAAUACACGCCAAGGUCAAACGAAUCAACGGACUGGUAAUAACAAUCGACGAGGGAAUGUGACUAAUAAUGGUAGUGGUUCUCAAGCAGUCAGAGGAAAUCAGGGGCAAGAGUUGGGACAACAUGUCACGACCCAAACUCGCCCCCAUAGGUUUAGCGUCGUAAUCGGCAAGGUUUGGGUUGUUACACAACAAGAACAAGCUGCAAUCCCCAAUCCAGUUGGAAUGGUUCAACCAGGUGUUGGGCCAAAACCGAGACCACGUGGUAACAUUACUGAGUUUAAGAAGAUAGCCUUGGCAUUUGACGGAGCCACAGACCCUUUGGAGGCUGAAAAAUGGUUGACAGAAAUGGAAAAUUUUUUUCUCGUUUUUGAGUAUACAGAUGAUCAGAAGGAAAGGUUUAAGAAUGCAUUCAAUGAGAAAUACUUCCCUAGGAGUGUUCGUCUACAAAAACAUAGGGAAUUUUCAAAGUUGGAGCAAGGAAAUAAGACGGUUGCAGAAUAUGAAGCCAAGUUUACGAAGUUGUCUAAAUUUGCACCAGUAUUUGAAGCAGACGAGGAUAGCAGAGCACGAAAGCUCAAAGGUGGGCUAAGAACAAACAUUAUGCAACAGGUGGUUCCUUUCGAGUUACCUACUUUUAGAGCAGUGUUGAAUAAGGCAUUGUUGGUUGAGAAGGGCCUCACUAAAGUCCAAGAAGAGAAAGAAGAGAAUUAUAAGAAGAGACCUAGUUCUUCCAACUUUCAAACUAACAACAGUUUGAAGGGUAAUGCUAAGAGACAAACCACUUCUUCGGUUGUGAGUUGGGGAAGUCGAACGGUGGGUGGUAGUGUUGACAAGCAGAAUGAUCGGGUACAGUGCACUAGAUGUAAUGGGUUCCAUCGGGAUAGUGAGUGUCGUUGGAAUACUGGGGCUUGUUUCUCCUGUGGGCAACAAGGGCACAUGAUAGCUGAUUGCCCUAAUUAG
Molecule: messenger RNA, 996 nt
Organism: Camellia sinensis
Lineage: Eukaryota; Viridiplantae; Streptophyta; Magnoliopsida; Ericales; Theaceae
Source: RefSeq, a predicted model, not a curated record